GUCACGUGACCCAUGAGCCGGCUGGGUGGAGGUGGGGAGCUAUUGCGCAGCCGCGCCCGGAGCCCAGGUGUGUUAGAAGGGGCGGAGAGAGCCAGCGGCCCGAGCGGGCGGGGGAGCACCCGCUUGGGACAGCCGAAGAAAAAGAGGAGAAGGUUCGGGGGUCGUGUUAGCUGGCAACACCGAGAAGCUGCCAUGUCUUCCAGCGGGGCGCCCGUUACUUCUGCCGCUGUCAGCAUUCUGUCCUCCUCUACAGCCAAGACUAAGACGAAGAAGAAGCACUUCGUGCAGCAGAAAGUGAAGGUGUUCCGGGCCAGCCACCCGCUCGUCAGUGUCUUCAUGUGGGGAGUCAAUCACUCGGUCAAUGAGCUCAGUCAUGUUCCUGUUCCCGUGAUGCUUUUACCAGAUGAUUUUAAGGCUAACUCCAAAAUUAAGGUCACUAAUCACCUCUUUAACAGGGAGAAUUUACCUAGUCACUUCAAGUUUAAAGAGUACUGUCCACAAGUUUUCCGAAAUCUCCGAGAGCGUUUUGUAAUAGAUGACACAGACUAUCAGCUCUCUCUGACACGUAGUUCCCCAUACACUGAAAAUGAAGCUCAUGAUGGACGAUUUCUUCUGUCUUAUGACAAGACUCUGGCAGUGAAGGAGAUCUCCAGUGAAGAUGUGGCCAAUAUGCACAGUAUCCUUUCUGACUACCAUCAACAUAUUGUGAAAUGCCAUGGUAGCACACUCUUGCCUCAGUUUUUGGGGAUGUAUCGUUUGAGCGUAGACAAUGAAGAUUUUUACAUGCUAGUAAUGAGAAAUAUGUUCAGCCAUCGCCUCACAGUUCAUAGGAAGUAUGAUCUUAAGGGAUCCUUGGUUUCUCGAGAGGCUAGUGAUAAAGAGAAGAUUAAGGAACUUCCAACUUUGAAGGACAUGGACUUUCUAAACAUGAGCCAGAAGGUGUACAUUGAUGAGGAACAAAAGAAAGCCUUCAUGGAGAAGCUGAAGCGGGAUGUUGAGUUUCUGGUGCAGUUAAGAAUCAUGGAUUAUAGUCUCUUGCUGGGAAUUCAUGAUUUCCUCCGAGCAGAGCAAGAAGAGGAAGAGGAGAUUGAGGAGGAGGAUGCUGAGAACGAGGGAACAGUUCAUGCAAUUGUUGGUUCCUAUGGGACUUCUCCUGAAGGAAUAGCUGGCUUUCUGAACUCCCAAAGACCUCUAGGCCCUGGAGAAUUUGAGCCAAUGAUUGAUGUUUAUGCCAUCAAAAGCUCAGAAUGUGCUCCACAGAAAGAAGUCUAUUUCAUGGGACUCAUUGACAUUUUGACACAGUACGAUGCAAAGAAGAAAGCCGCUCAUGCAGCCAAAACUGUAAAGCAUGGGGCUGGUGCUGAGAUUUCUACUGUGCACCCAGAUCAGUAUGGAAAACGAUUCCUGGAGUUUGUCACCAAUAUAUUUGCGUAAAAUGUCAACCCUCACUUUUUUUCCCCCAUGGAUUCAUUGGUCUGACUAAAUUGAACAAGAAAACCUCCUCUGAAUGCCGACCUUACUUCAUGUGGUGUCCUGGACUUUAUUACAGCACUUGGAGGCAAAAUAAACCAAACCAUGGGUGCUAGAGUUAGAGCAAUAAAAGUUUAUUGACCAUCUAAAGGGGAAAAUAUCUGUAUCCAGUGGUACCAACAGCUAGGCACGCAAUUAAAGCAGUUUCACACCUUUUUCAUAUUGUUACUACAAUUUUCCCAAGCAGGUUAGGCAACAAUACGUGUCACUAGAGUCUGCCAUUAGAAAUGUUAUCUGAGUUUUUAAGUAGAUUCUGCUCAGAAUUAUUGCCUUCACUUCAGGCAGGUGUUUGGCCUGACCAUAUAGAUAACCAAAUGAGGGACCAUCUAUGGCAACUGUUCUAAGAUUACAGUAUGAGGCGGUCUCCACCAUUCAGUCUGCUUUGGGUUAGUGCCUUGUUUUCCUCCUACCCUAUGGGAGACCUCAUCGCAGUUUUCAGUGGGGAAAAAUGAACAGGAGUUUGGACCAAAAUGCAGCUGCACAGACCAUUAGCUUUUCUAAAUGCCCUCAUAGUUCCAGUUUUUCUAUAUACCUGUACACUGGGUUUUAGUACACAGAGAACAAACAAAAUUCUUAUCUGCAUUUCUAGGAUCUUAGUGAGUGCUACUUGUUUAUACAGAUGUAUACAUUUAAAUUUCAUUAUUUAUCGUUGUGUGCAUUACUUGGAGCUGACUUGUGGUGUAUUUUUAGCGGAUAAAAACUUAUAUUUAUUUUGUGCGUUUCUUGUAUUAAAUUUUUUUAAAAAGGUUUCUAUUUCUACUAAAAUAUUAGGUUUCAAGGGUUGGGCCAAGUUUUUAAAUAUCCCCCAUCAUGUGGACAGGGAAUAUCUAGUUGAUCGCUGCAGGUAUGACCAUUGGGACCCCCAGCACUCACAGGAAUGGGGAUCCUUUUUUCCCCCCGUUCUGAUGGAGCAGCAGGUCAUGCAUGCUCAUUGGCGGUCCAUUCGUUCUCUCUAGGAGUUCCGGAGACGCAAAUACAGCACUGUGGAUAGGGGAUAACUUAAAAACCUGGUACAAUCCCUUAAAGCCAGCGUUUCACCCCCAGUUAGCCAGCGCACGUAAAAGUUUUUAGCUGACGCCUAAAUAAAAAUUUUAUUUGCUUUUCAACUUUGC
This is a messenger RNA of Bufo gargarizans (Asiatic toad), 2642 nucleotides long. It is a transcript of the gene PIP4K2C, whose product is annotated as phosphatidylinositol-5-phosphate 4-kinase type 2 gamma. The coding region runs from base 13 to 1434 and encodes 473 amino acids. NCBI's taxonomy places the organism in Eukaryota, Metazoa, Chordata, Amphibia, Anura, Bufonidae. The record is from RefSeq and is a predicted model, not a curated record. Gene Ontology annotation, molecular function: phosphatidylinositol kinase activity. Gene Ontology annotation, biological process: phosphatidylinositol metabolic process. The transcript has 10 exons.